Messenger RNA from Acaulospora morrowiae, 453 nucleotides. The record is from the annotation of a GenBank genome assembly. Lineage: Eukaryota; Fungi; Glomeromycota; Glomeromycetes; Diversisporales; Acaulosporaceae.
AUGUCCGAGACUAACGACCCAACAUUAGUUAAAAAAAUUCAAGACUACUUUGACAACCCGCCUGAUAGUGAAUUUCACUUGAUGGCUUUUCUUCAAAGGACAAAAGUGUUAUACGCCUCGGGUAAAAAAUGCGUCUUCGAAUUAGUCGUGAAAAAAGAAGAAUGUAAUAGAAUGAAUUCGUUAUUUGGCGGGUCUGUAGCGACUAUAAUAGACAUUCUCAGCACCGCUACAUUAAUUUCAAGUCAAGACACGAGAUAUAGAGAUGGAGGUGUGUCUACUGACCUUGCAAUAUCUUAUGUUUCGACUGUCGGUAUUGGUGAUACAAUUGUAAUCGAAUGCGUCAAUUAUAGAAUUGGAAAGUCGCUGGCCAACACUUAUACUCUCAUAAAAGAGAAAACGACGGGAAGGGUCGUUGCCACGGCACAACAUACAAAAUAUUGUAGUAAGCAUUGA